Molecule: messenger RNA, 1782 nt
Organism: Armigeres subalbatus
Lineage: Eukaryota; Metazoa; Arthropoda; Insecta; Diptera; Culicidae
Gene: MetRS-m
Product: methionine--tRNA ligase, mitochondrial
Exons: 4
Coding region: 39-1745 (568 amino acids)
Biological process (GO): methionyl-tRNA aminoacylation
Molecular function (GO): ATP binding; methionine-tRNA ligase activity
Source: RefSeq, a predicted model, not a curated record
AAAUACAAUUAAUGCCGCUGUAAAUAAUCAAUUUUGUUAUGUUCCGAAUCAGUGACUAUCGAAGGAUUAAAAACAUAAAAAUGUGGAAAAGUAUUCAACAAAUUCGGUGGUUUUGCAGCAAAAGUAGUAAUUCCUCAUUUGUCACAACCCCCAUUUUCUAUGUAAAUGCAGCCCCCCACAUUGGCCACCUCUACUCCGCGGUCAUCGCCGAUGCCAUCCACCGGUUCAACAUCCUGGUGAACCCCACCGCUCGAGCAUCGGCCAUUUUCAGCACCGGAACCGACGAGCAUGGUACCAAAAUCCAGCAAGCUGCCGCUAGUCAUUCCGUUCCCGUUGGAACCUAUUGCGGGCAAAUUUCCGAUCAGUAUCGAUCGCUGUUUCAUAAUUUUGGCAUUGCCCACACACGGUACAUUCGCACAACGGAAGAACAGCACGCCCAAGCCGUCCAAGCAUUCUGGCAAGCACUGGAAAACGCCGGUAGCAUCUACUCGGCCCAGUACUCCGGAUGGUAUUGCAUCCCAGACGAGACGUUCUUGACGGAUAGCCAGCUUAAAGAGAACGACCGAGGCAUCAAGGUUUCGGCCGAAUCGGGCCACCCGGUCGAAUGGACGGAGGAGAAGAACUUCAUGUUCCGUCUGGAUAAGUACCAGGAAGACGUUCUCUACUGGAUCAAAGGAUGUGAAGAUCGAAUAGUGCCGGUUAAAUUCCGGAAAAUCUUACUCGACUUUCUCCAGGAUAGACUUCCGGACAUCUCAAUUUCUCGGCCCAAAACACGAGUCUCGUGGGGAAUCGAUGUACCGUCGGAUCCCACGCAAACCGUGUACGUUUGGUUGGAUGCCCUGGUGAACUAUCUAACGGUGAGUGGCUAUCCACAGACUGACUUUGCGCGACGGUGGCCCCCAACGGUGCAAAUUCUUGGAAAGGACAUUCUCAAAUUUCACGGAAUUUACUGGCCAGCAUUUUUGAUUGCAGCUGGUUUGGAACCGCCCCGACAGCUGCUGGUGCAUUCGCACUGGACUGUGGACGGCGAGAAAAUGUCCAAAAGCAAAGGAAACGUCGUAGAUCCCAAUGAACGGGCAUCUCUGUAUUCGCAUGAGGGAAUCAGAUAUUUUUUGCUAAGAGAGGGUGUGGCCCACAGUGAUGGAAAUUAUAGCGAUACCAAGAUUUUGCGGAUUAUUAACGCAGAAUUAGCGGAUACAUUCGGAAAUCUUCUAUCGCGUUGCUGUGGCCAGGUGCUCAACCCAGAGGCUGUUGUUCCUGUUAUUCAAAAAGACGUGUUCGACGCUCUGAACACGUUAGAUGUUACGAAAAAGAUGCUUGAACUGCUGAAUGGCUUGCCCGACAAAUGCUUGUCCCACUAUCAGCAAUACAACUUCUAUUUAGUAGUGGACAGCGUCAUACAAGUUCUACAUGCCACGAAUAACUUCUUCGAAAUUACUGCUCCAUGGAAGUUGAAAAGACCCGAUGAUAAACCACAACUGCAAGCCAUUCUCGGUUUAACGAUGGAGGUUCUUCGUCAGACAGGAAUCAUUCUGCAACCGAUCGUACCAAUCAUGAGCGGAAAAUUGUUGAACAAGUUGAACGUUGAACAAGAUCGGCGAUCAUGGAGCGAUCUAAAGUUGCGAUUAGAAGAAGUGGAACGCCCUCUGGCCGAUAGUGAAGCGGUUUUGUUUAGGAGAAUUAUUCCCCCGAAAGUUGAAACGGUUAAGGAGCCAAAGGCGAAAAAGUUGAAAAAGAAGAAUUAAGGGUUAUGAAAUAAAGAGUUGAAUAUUGUUUGUUGAA